CUUGCGUGGCGGUUCUGCAUGCCAGCGAUCGAUUUCAAUUCUGGAAAAGAAACUAUCGAUCUAUGAGAACAUAACAUUAUAAUGAUAAUGAAUAAUGAAUAAAUUAUGCAUUUACCUUUGUGAACUUCCAAUAUUCCAGUCGAAUUCUCAACAACUCGUUUUCGGGCAAAACAUUCGCGCGCCAUUAUGGUUUCUUAUGUUUUUUUCUUACUUUUAGAUUUUAUGUGCGCAAGGUUAGAUGUUAUGCUGCUACACUUGGAAUAUAUUUUAGUUAUAAUAAAUAGCAAAUGUCGUACUUAUAGAUUUUAUUACUUGCACAUAAACGGGCAAUUCUCUCUCUCGCCAGCAAUCCAUGAGGUUAGUGCACAUAGAAUCUAUCAGUCGAUUAAUUUGAGUGCCGAUUUCUUUUCUAAAAAAUUCAUCUACAACACAUCUUUAUAAUUUUUUAAUUGAUAUUUAUAUAAAUAUUCGUUUUUCAGGCAGUUUCGCAAGAAUUUUUUUUUAAACUGCAAUUAAGCAUCCGCUGAUAUUUCUGCUGAAAACUCUGACAACAUAGUACAUGAAUAACGGUUUUGGGACUCAGUUUUUAAUUACAAGCCAAUGAUGAGUUUUAUAACUUAGUAAUUUCUCAAUUUAUUUGAAACAUUGAGAGCUUUUAAAAUUAUAAAAGAAGAAAAAUUCAAAAAAAAAUCUCAAAAUUUCAAAUAAUUUUUGCUGAUGGAUUAAUUUAUGGUAAAUUUGAACUUUUUCGGUGGAAAAAUGUUUAUUGCAGUUAUUGAAUUAUUCGUGGAAACUCCGACAUUUUUUAUUGCUCGAAAUUCAAUUAUUUAUGGGAAAUUUUGAUUUAUUUACGCACUGUUUGAUUUGUUUAUGGAAAUUUUGAAGUUUAUCAUUGCUCACACCCCUACUUGUUUUUUGGCAAUUCCUGAUAUUGUUAUGGAAAAUGAUCAAUUUUUAAUGGAUCGUUUAUAUUUUAGCCUAUUAAAACAAAAAAAAAUCAUGGGGAAAUAUGUUUAUUAAAUUCUUGAAUGAUUUUCUGAAAGUUAAAAUUGGAGUAAUAAGUGGACGUAUUUUAAAGAAAUUCCUGUAGAAAUACUUGAAGAAACACCUUGGAAAGCUUCUGUUAUGAUUCCUAGAAUAAAAAAACUUUAUGAUAUUUCUAAAUAAAUUCAUGUAAAAAUUCCUAGAACUUUUUUCUAACAAUCUACAGAAUCUGCGGAGAAAUUUUUAGAGUUGUCUUAGAGGAAAUGCUUUACAAAUUUUCAAGAAGACUCUACAUGAACUCCUGCAGAAAUCUCUGGAGGAUUUCUCGCCUGAACCACUGAAAGUAAUAAUGCAAGAAUCUCUGGAGAAAUUUUCUGCGGAAAUUUUCAAUAGAAUACCUUCUAGAGCAACAUAUUUCUUGAACGAAUUUCUAAAGAAAUCUCUGGAAAACUUACUGAAGAAACCACUGAAAAAAUUACGAAAAAAUCUUAUCAAUCUCUUCGUAAACAGAACCAGCGCACCUGAGCUUCUUAUUUUAAGCCUAUUACAAGUGAGCAAGAACAGAAUAAUAAAAUGCACUGCUGUGUAAAACUUGCUUCUUGAGACUUGUGCGUCUGAAGUUCUGAUGCACUGUCGAAGCGGGAUUUCAAAACGUUUGCUUUUAAGGAUUUCUGAAGAAAAUAUAAGGAAUUUCUGAAGCAGUCCGUGCAAUAUAUUCUAAAAUAAUGUUUUGAAAAAUGACAUGAAUACAUCCAGAGCUUACCCUGGAAUUUCCUUCUUGAUUUCUUCAGCAAUAGCUCCAAAGAUUCCUUCCAAGAUAUUUCAAGAACUUCCUCCCGGAAUAUCCAUCAAUAUUCCUUCAAAGAUUCCUCCGGGUAUUGCUCCCGGGAUUAAUCCUUGAAGUUCAUAAGGGCGAAGUAUUGGAAUUUUUUAUGGAUUUCUCCACUGAUUCCAGGAAUGUGUUUCCGGGAUUCUUUCAGGAAUUUCUCCCAGAUUUUUUCCCAGGCCUCCUCUCAGGAUUUUUCCUGGGAUUUGUUCAGGCAUUCUUUCUAGGAAUUCUCCUCGGACUUAUCCACGGUUUUCCCCUGGAAUUCGUUCCAAUAUCCUUCCCAGAAUUUCCUAAGGCAUUGCCUUCAGGGUUUGUUUUUCAGAAUUCCUUUAUGGAUUCCUGAACUUCCUCCCAAGGUUCCAUUCGGGAUUACGCCCGAGAUUACUCCAGGCAUUAAUCUAGAGAUUCUUCAGGGUUCCGAAAUAUAUCCAGAGCUUCCUCCCGGAGCUAUGCCAGAGAUUCUCCAAGAAAUUUCCUUCGAGAUUUUUUCAGGGAUUGCUUCAACGACUCCUUCAGAGUUUCCUUCCAAGAUACCUCUAAUAUUCCCGAGAUUUCCUUUAAAGAUUUUUUCAAGGUUUUCUCCUGGAACUUCACAAGGGGGAAGAUGCCCUAGAUCUUUAAGGACUUCAUCCAGGAUUUCUGAAGUGAUUCCUCCAGGGAUUUAUUUCCGAGAUUCUUUCUGGCAUCUCUCUCAGAUUUUUUUUCAGGAUUCUUCCUGGGAUUUCCUCAGGUGUUCUUUCCAAGAGUUCUCCUGGGACUUUGGGACUUAUCCAGGGAUUUCUCCUGGAAUUUCUCCCGAAAUCCCUCCCAGAAUUUCCAUAGGGAUUACCUCCGGGGAUUAUUUUUUUCAUAAUGCCUUCUGGGAUUCUAGAAACUUCCUCCCAAAAUUCCACUAGGGAUUACGUCCGAUUACUCCAGGGAUUAAUCUAGAGAUUCUUCAGGACAGUCACCCAUAAUUUCUCCAGAGAUUAUUCCCGGGAUUUUUACAAGGACUGUUAUAGAAAUUCUUACAGUUUCUCACAAGAAUUCUUCCUGGAAUUCUUCUAGAGAUUUUCUUCUACCGGGACUCUUCGCGGACAUCUCACAGGGAUUCCUUCCGGACACCCCUUAGAGAUUCCUCACGACAUUCCUCCAAAGGUAUCGCCCUGGAUUUCCUCAGAGAGUCAGAGAUUGUUUUUCAGAAUCUCUCCAAGGGUUCCUCCCGAGAUUUCUAAUGCAGGACUAUUCCCAAUACACUAAUAGAGAAAAGAAGAAACAAUCGAUGUGAUUUGUGGAUAUUUUAAAAGCUCAAGAAGUUCGGAAGUUACAUCGAACAACAAUGUGUAACAAUGAAAAGCUCAGCACUAAUUUACAAUCACAGAUUUGAACCCCUCGCGUAGCUCACAAGCUUCCAUAUCUACGACAACCCCAUUACAUCCCAUCAUCGCGCGCAACACAAGACAAGGAAGAGAAAGUGAUUUGCUGCGCGCACCACCAUAGCUUCCAUCGAUAUAUAUCAAUCCACACUGCACUGCACUCUGCUACUCUGCUGUGAGGAAACAUGCGCGCAACUUGUUGCAACCCCCGUUUAUUGGACGGCGACGCGUUCGCGUUCGGUUCGCCCGGAUCGAAGAAGUUAAGGUCCAUGGAGGAGAGGUCUCUUUGUUGUGUGGUGGCUGCACUGCUGCAGCAGCGCGCUUCCGCAAUUCGCGUGCAACCUCAACUUCUGAUUAUUUAUUGCCAACGUGUCUCUCCCGCGACGGACGAAAUUGGCUGUUCGUGCCAAUGGGUGAUCACUGCGCGCGGAUCACUACAGUGUUGGUCAAUGCUUUUGUAACAUUUAUAUGUUUUUCAGGCCAUUUCGAAGAAAGCCGAUUAGGUGGAUCGGUGAAUGUCGCGGUACUUGGUGAAAACAGACAGGCAGGCGCUAACACCAGAAUAGACUGAAUAGUGAAUAUCAUACGCACGUCAUUCACUAUCCUCAUUUUGUGACCAUCACCAAUGAUAUGGAUAUGAUUGUCAUGACUAUCUCCUUCACCUCUUGCUGCCGGAAGUAGAGGCACACACAACAGUAUGCAAAAUCCAUUUGAAGUACAACCAUCAACUGCUAUACUGUAUCACAUGGGUGAUUCAACAAACCUGAUCUGAUGAUCAUCUCGUGAUGGUCAUGAUAAUUUGCAUAAAAAAAUCAGCCAAACGGGUUAAUAAAAAUAAGAGAUAUCCUUUCUUGUUGAAUGUUGAAUACGAAUUGACCAAUACUGUACAUUGAUUAGCUCAAGCCAAGUUCGGAUAGUGUAUUUUCGGAGGAGGUCCAGCUUAAAACCUGUGUUGUGUUUUGUGCAAAUUAAAUAAUCACGAACUUUGAGCUUUCGGUACUCCCCGGCUUGAAUCGACAGUCGCUCAGUUUCAGGAGGCAGCUAGAAAGAAAUGAUUAAAUAUUUGAUUCGAAUAGGAGCACCUUCACCGUUGUUCGGGUGGUGCUUGGGGAUUUAUGGGUCCACACCAGGUGGGCCCCUACAGUCUGCCGUAUUAUGAAUUGGUUUUCAGAAUAUGAUAAAUGGCCUAAUGGGGCCCAGGAAAUCUUACCUCAAGUGAUAAGUUGUGUGUCCGGAAUAGGCGUUGUUUAGUGAAAGUAUACGAACCGAACCGGCUGACGUCAGCCUUAUUUCGGUUGUUUGAUAUUACUUUACAUUUUUUUUUGCCACUGGAAAGAGUGUGGAACAGUGGAACUGAAGACCCCCCACUUUUGGACAUUAUUGAUGAGGUUCUAAGAUUCCCGCGGGGUCAACCUGAUUGAACCCGACCAAGCGAGAGCAUCAUUCAUCAUCCGGAUCCAACAAUGACGAUCAAUGUUGCACACAGCUCGCUCGCUAUUCAGGGCAAAGUGUAUCCACUCCACAUACAGCAAAAAACAAUUAACUUCGUAAUUAACUGUAUAUUCCUGCGCGCGCGCGCGAGCGAAGAACUCGUUCGCGUUCGGAUCGGGGGCUCUCUUGAAGUUUGCCAUUCCUCUUGGAAACUGUUUUUCAAUCAAUUCCACACCCCUUCGCGCAAACAGCAACCAACGAUGAUAGAGUUAGAGUGCUGGGAUGGCUUGGCUGAUGAUGAUGAACGAUUGACCGCAACGGAACGUGCGGGCAUGAACAUACACACUUACAUGACGGAUUCAUUGUUCGAUCUAUAGAAUUCGGGCAAUUCGUUACGAUCACCAAAGCAAACGAUGAUACGGCGGUGAUCGGAUAGAAGCUGCAAAAAGUGGCAAUUGAAAAUGGUUCGUUGUAAUCAAUAAUCCCACAUGGGGAAUUUUGCCAAUCCACUUGAAAGUGUACGAUCACAUAAAAAAUAUUGGAUUAUUUUAAUAAUUUGUAGUAGAAAGUCUUCGCUAAACACUCCUGCACUAGAGUUUAUAAAUUCCUCCAAGGUUCUAAAAGAGAACCUUUUCCGAGAAUCGAGGAUUACUCAUUAGUAUUAUCUACAGAUUUUUAAGCUUUUUUAUGCUUGUUACAACAUUUGUUGUAUUUAAUAUACCAGCCCUAAGAAUGCGCAACGCCCCUGCACGAUAGGACACAUGUAAGAGAAACAAAAUGAAACAUUACAAAUGCACGAAACACAACAUGCAACACAACAUAAAUUGUGCUCUGUUAUCAAACUGGAUAACGAAGUCCAAUCCCAGGAUAACGAAGUUUUAUAAUUGUUCUUGUGUCCAUCUGUCAAUCCUGUGAUCGUAUUUAUAUCUGGCUGGUUGCCUUUAGUUCGCAGCGAUAGUUGCUUUCAUAGCUUGUGUUUGGUCUAGGAUUUUCCAAUCCUAAAGGGGGACAGAUGCACAAACCACAGUAUAACCUACAAGAUAAAUUGAAAAAAAAAUGUUCACAGCAAUUUACAAACGUAACAAAAUCUCUGGAGAAUUAAUUAUAUCGGAACAGUUUGCUCUUGUGAACUUCCGGGAGCAUGACCUGGAGGAAUCCUUGAAAGAAUAUUGAAAGAAAUCCCGGGAGGAAGCUCUAGAGGUAUUUUGGAAGAAAUCUAGGAGGAAAUUCAAUAAUCUCUGGAUGAAUUCAUGUCGAGAAUAUUGGAGAAAUCCUUGAAUGAAUUAUGGGAGAAAUCCCAGUAAGAAUUGCUGGAAAAUCCAUGGAGGAUCUCUAGGAAGAAACUCUGGAGGAAUCCUUGAAGAGCCCACCCCCCCCCCCUCUUUGAAAAACUCCCGGAGAAAUCGUGAGGAAAAUUUUUGAAUAAUUACUGAAAGGAAUUUCGGGAGAAAGAAAUUCCGUCAAGAAUUUUAUGAGGCAAUCCCGUUUUGAUAUCUGGAUAGGAUUUCGGGAGUAAUCAAGGGGGCAAUUCCUAGAGGAAUCCCUGAGGAAAUCCCUGAAAAACAAAAAUCCCAGAUGAAUUCCUGAAACAACCCCUGGAAGGAAUCGCUGGAGCAUCCUUCAUGAAAUGCUGGGAGGGAUCUCUUCAGAAAACGCAAGGAAUAUGUGAAGUAAUUUCUGGAACAAUACCUGCAAUUUCCCGGAUGAAAUUUCUGGAACUAUCUGGGUAUUUCAGACUCCAAGAAAAAUCCAAAGCCUUUCUGGGGUCUCUUGGAAGGUUUCAGGGGCGUUACAAGGAGUUUUAGAGGAUUCCAGGGAACUUCAAGGGGUUGCAGGAGAUUUUAAGGCUUUCAGUGGGAAUCAAGUGAAACCUUUAUGCAACCCCGUAAAAUUUCUGAAGCUUCCUUUUGAAGCCCCAUGAAACCCUAUCAAAACUCUUGAAUCGUUCCAAAAACUCCCUAAACGCCUCUUAAACCCUUCAAAUUACCCUGGAAUUUUGAGAGUCCCAUCAAGUUUCCUAGAUAAUCCCAGAAAUGUCCCUGAAACCUUCAACACGCUCUUGGAACGUCCUGUAUUGUCUUUGAAACGCCACUGAACCCCCCAAUUUACUGUACAGUAUAAUACAGUACUGUACACAUAUAAUGUGUUACAGGAGUUUCUCCAAAGAUAUUUUCAUGUUGUCGGGAUAUUUCUCCUAGAGUUGCUUCCGGCAUUCCUUUUGAAUUCUGUCCGGUGAUUCUCCUAGGAUUUCUCAAGAUUUCUUUCCGUGAUUUCUCCUAGAAUUUCUACAGAAUUAUUCCUGUGAUUUUCGCUGAAGCUCCUCCCAGGAUUGUUCUGUAGAUUUUCAUGAGUUUUCCAAUGAGAUCAUCCCGCAAUUUCUUCUGGAAGUUUUCGCGGAAUCGCUCCUAGGAUCCCUGGACGGGAUUUCUUCCGGAGUUCAUUCUGCACUGUCUGCAAGAAAUUAUCGUAAGCUUUUGUCUAGAGCUUCUGCUGGGUUAUUUUUUAAAGAAUCUCGUGGGAUUUCUCUUGCUAUUCCUUUUGGAGUUUCUAGAACAUCUUUUAAUGCUUUGAAUUGGGAAGCACGAAUGGGAAAUGUGCAUAAGGUCUGAAAACGAGGGAAUUUUGUGUAUUGAAUCAAGUCAGUACUUUUAAUGCAGAAACUCAAUUCUCGAAAAAACAUUUGGGCGUUUGAGAUGGCACCAAGAGGGUUUCCUGGGAUGUUUCAGGGAUAUCUUGGAGAGACCCAGGGGAGAAUGUUUAAAUUAAAUUUUCUGCGAGUUUUAGGUACGCUUAACCCUUUGGAGACGGGAUUUACACCUAUCUGGAUACAACCUCGCUGGUCUAGAACACGUUUGUUAUGGUUGAUUUUCUCUGGGCACAUAUAACCCAUCCGGUUCCAAAGGGUUAAGGGGCAUUCCAGGGAGAAUUUUGGGGAUUGAGGUUUGUUUUAUAAGGGUUUAAAGCGCUUUUAGACACGUUCUUAGAUGUGUAAGAGGCGUGUCAGAGCGAUUCAGGGACCUCCAGGGCGGUACCUGAAACCCCCAAAAACGCUAAAACACCUCUGAAAUCUUAUAAGUAAUCCUAAAUCCACCGGCGAUCCCCGGAAAUCCCCCGCAAAGCCCCUGAAGUGCCCCCAACUCUUCAGUAAUCUUCUGAAAUCUCACAGAGCUCAGUGGUGCUCACAGUGCCCUUAGAAACCGCCCCCCCCCCCCCCCAGAAAAACCAUCUGAAUUCUCCUUAGAAACCCCUGAAUCCUCCUGAGAUCACCUGAAACGCUCCGAAGACCCCCUGAAACUUCCCUGCGACGCCCCGGAGAAAUAUUGACUCCCUAAAAUGCCUUUGAUAACCCCUGAAUCACCCUUGAGAUCUCCUCUCGAAACGCCUCUGGAAUCCUCUGAUUUUUUCUGAGAACCACUGGAUACCCCCCGAAACCAUCUCCGAUACCUUCAACACCCGUGGAUGCCCUGAGGCUAGCUCGUAUGCACUAAACCAAACCCCGAAAGAAUUUUGAAGAACUUUGUUAGAUCCUCUGGCAAUAAUCACCCGAGAAUCUCUGGAAGAAAUCCCGGGAACUGCUCUUGCAGAAACCCCGCUAAAACUCCUUUAGACGGACUCUGGUAGAAAUGCCAGAAUCAACUCUCAGAAGUCCCGGAAGAAUCCCCGAAAAACUUCGGGAAGAACCUUGGGAGCAAAUAGGGGAAACUCCCUGGAUAAAGUCUUCGGAGGCACUCCUGGACAAAUCGAGAAAGAAACUCCAACAAACCUUUAGAACUUCAAGACAGAACCUUGUCGCUGUCCUCGUCAAGAUUCGAAUGAAGUGUAUAGUUCACUCCAAAUCCUUACGCUGUUUUGCACACCGUUCGUCGUUGCUUUGAUCAGUCUGGUCAGCUUCCCAGAGAAGCCGUUUUCGUCCAUGAUUUUCCGAAGCUCUGUGCGGUCGAUACUGUCGUACGUCGCAUUGAAGUUGGGUCCAGAUAUUCUCGUCAUUUCUGGAAGAUUUUCCGUACGGUGAAGAUCUGGUCCGCUGUCCACCGGCCGUCGAUGAAGCCGGCUUGAUAACUUUCCACGAACUCAUUCGUUUUAGGCGACAGACGACGGAAGAUGAUCUGGAAUAGCACUCUCGGGGGCAUCAUUCCAAUGCUGAUCGCUCUGAAACGCUCUGAAAUGUUCGCCAUGCUUGUGAAUGGGACAAAUUACACCUUCCACAAACACAAAGGGACAAAUUCCACUCCUCCGGACUAUCAACCGGUGCAGACAGGUGGCCAACUUUUCUGGGCCCAUCUUGAUGAGUUCAGCUGCGAUACCAUCCUUACCAGAUGCUUUGUUGGUUUUUAGCUGAUGAAUGGCAUCCUUAGCUUGCCUCAGCGUGGGAGUUGGACCAUUUCCAUUCGCUGCUGCAUUGGCGUAGUCGUUCUCUCCGUUGUCGUGGCCUCCCGUGCCUACGUCCUCCACGCCAUUUAAGUGCUCGUCGAAGUGCUGCUUCCACGUUUCGAUCACCUCACGUACGUCCGUCAAGAGGCCUCCGUCCUUAUCCCUACAUAUUUCGGCUUGCGACACGAAGCCGUUGCGGGAUGCAUUGAGUUUCUGAUAGAACUUCCGUGUUUCUUGGGAACGACACAGCAGUUCCAUUUCUUCACAUUCCGCUUCUUCAAGGCGGCCCUUUUUCUCUCGAAAAUUGGCGGGUCUGCUGUUUCCGCUUCUGUUUGUAACGUUCCACGUUCUGUCGGAUCCCUUGCUGCAGCAUUAUCGCCCGCGCUGCGUUCUGGCUUGGGCCAGCGGUCGCACUCGCGUACGAGUUGCACGUAGAAUGCGUUCUUGGCAUCAUCAGUAAUUUCGGUGUGUGGGGGCUGUGCACGUUGGUAUCUAUCUCAGAAAUACAGUCAAAUAGAAUGUUGGUUGGAUAUGGUUUAGGGUUGAAUGUUAAGAAUGGAAUAGAAUGUCUUAAAGAGGGCAUACCAUUUUAUAAUAGAUACUGCUGAUAACUCUUAACAAAGUCCAUAGAAAUGAAACCGUUUUCAUGCUCCAUUUCCUAAACAGCUGAUGAGAUAAACCGCAACCUACGCAAUACUCAAAGCAACCGUAACGCUGGGGCGGUAGCCGAUAAAAACAGAAAAAGGGAAAAUUUCCUCCACGUGCUCCGAAAAUUUCUCCCUUUUAGCCGUUGCCGGGUUGUGGCAGCCUUACCUCAGCAAAUUCUUUUCCUAUUGAACCGUUCUUGCCGGCACGUAUUGGACGACGCCGGUUCUCAUCUAACUCCCCAAGUGCUCUCCUCUUGGAGAGUAGCCGGUCAUGGUUACUAGCACCACAACCACCACCACCAUCACAGCUGACUGACCGAAUCAGGUUGCGUUCCGUUUAUUCGCCCUCUUCGGUUUCGACUUGUUUCGUUUUGUUCCGUCCGACACAUUCCCAUCGUCAUCGUCAUCAUCAUCACCAUCCAGUCAGUAAGAGUCAGUCAGCAGUCGGUCCGGGGGCAGCGGGAUUUUCUCCCGAUCGAUCGAUCGAUGACGAACGGUGUUAGCUGUGUAGCUCUGAGCAGUCAGCAGUCAGCAGGUAUCGGAAACGACGGCGGGAGCUUCAGUGCCGGUGCGAGCUUCGUGGUUGAAGGCUCGCGCUUGGACCCCCGAAAAAUUUCGUCCGCGUUCCACCGAGACUCGAGAGGUUUUAGUGCGGCCGUUGAUUCGUCCGUCCGGUGAAUCGGUGCGCGUAAUUCGCCGCGGUUUGUGUAGGUAUAAUUGGUGAAUUGAAAUCGAGUGAACUAGAUCGAUUCGGUGCCCGGGGGUCGUCUUUUUUUUUCUAUUUGACAUUUCGCUUUGUGAAGAAAACGUUGGACUAAUUAUCGGCGAUAAAUUACCAUCAUUGUGUGCCGGGAGCAUGUGGGUCAACGGCGACGGCGGCGACAGCGAUGUGCUGAAAUUGGUUUUGCCUCGUAGUAGGGGUUUGGCGACCACGUGCGACACGUUCCUCCUCCAAUAGCAGCAACAGCAUCCAACGCAACAGGAAAAAAAGCGCAGAGUGUGCAAGCUCCUCGCCCCAAACAGUGAAAAUGACCGACAAAUAGCAAUAUAAGAGUAACCAAAUAAUAAAAAGUGCAAAUCUCGAAAGCGAAAAGGAAAAAAUCCUCUACCCGAAAAACGACGAAGAAGAAGAGAAAAACCGAGAAGCAAUCAUCUGUGAUAACCCAGUUCGUCAGUUAGUGGUGGUUAUGGUAGUGCGGCGCGGCGAAACAAGGCGAAACAGGCGAAUAGAUAAGUGAAUUUCUCAAAUGCAAUGAAGUGAGAUUUCGUUCGCGAGAAGGAACGGUGGAAGAAAGAGACGAAGAAGACGAAGAAGUCGAAAUAGCCCUCCCCACUUCCGAGAAGCGGUGUGGGAGCAUCCAGUUGUGAGAUCAGACAUCCUAGCAUCCUAACUGUGUGUGUAUGAGUGCCCCAAGUUCAAAGUUGCUCAACGGCAACAGGAACUGCAUCAACGACGACGACUACGACGCCGACGAUCGGAAAAGCAACGGGAAGCCUCGAGCCGAGCAUUUCAAGCCUCCCCGGCGGCAGAAGCUAUGAUAUCAGUGAAACGUUGUACAGCUACCAAUAUCAGUGCCAACAGCAGCAGCAGCCAUCAUCAUCACCAUCAUCAUCAGCCGCAUCAUCACCACGGUAACAGCACCAUCGGCAACCAUCAUCAUCACCAUCAGAACGGAACGGGAACGGUUCAAGUCCGCAGCAGUAGUGCAGGUCGUGCUGCUAGCAGUGGAUCCGUCAUCGUCGCUACCGGCAGCAACAACAACAAUCGGUUGAUCCGAAGCAGGAACAGUCCGUACCUGAGCAACGGGUACUCUUCCGGUGGGACACCCGGAGGAGGACCAACAACGACAGCAACGGUGACCGGCGGUUGCUCCUCGCUAACCAAUGGUGUUGUUGGUGGUGGCGGCAGUGGAUCGUACUCGAUCAUAACGAACGGUGGCAGUUUGUACUACAGUAGUGCCAGCAACCAGAGCAUAGCGGCGGGACCGAAAAGUUUGGGCAGUGCCAGUGAGGGCGGGGGACCGGUGGUGACAGCUGUGAACAGUUCCGCGAAUAGUGUGGUGCCCGUGGGGACGACCGAUUUGUUCGAGUUGGACAGUUUGUUUCUGGUGCCGAAAUGUGCCCUCACGUACGAUAAGGCGAUGAGCCUGCGGAAGGACCUGGCGGCGUACGAUUUCAACAUUCGGAUCCUGGAGGACACCCCCAAGGGGAACGUUUGGAUAUGUAAGUUGUAUUGUUUGCAAUAUGAUUGAUUUUCAUUCUA
Aedes albopictus (Asian tiger mosquito) is the source of this 11880-nucleotide messenger RNA. RefSeq names its product protein doublesex-like. The coding region runs from base 11153 to 11869 and encodes 238 amino acids. The record is from RefSeq and is a predicted model, not a curated record. Lineage: Eukaryota; Metazoa; Arthropoda; Insecta; Diptera; Culicidae. The transcript has 3 exons.